This is a messenger RNA of Tribolium madens (black flour beetle), 3501 nucleotides long. RefSeq lists its product as uncharacterized. Lineage: Eukaryota; Metazoa; Arthropoda; Insecta; Coleoptera; Tenebrionidae. Bases 536 to 3358 code for a protein of 940 amino acids. Gene Ontology annotation, molecular function: guanyl-nucleotide exchange factor activity; protein binding. The transcript is spliced from 8 exons. The record is from RefSeq and is a predicted model, not a curated record.
AAAAUUUAAUUCUAUUAUUAUUACAAGAUUAAGGGACAAUGUCCCUAUACGAGUCAUCACAGAAGAAAUAAAUGUGAACAAAAUGACUGUCCUUAAAGGAGAGAAGAAGAUUCUAGUGACAUUUUAAACAUGACAGUGAUUGUCAAUUUCAAGGGAAAAUUUACAACGCCAAAAUUAUUUUAUUUGUCAAGUGUAUUACUUUUCAAUGGCCGCGACUGUACAGUGUACACAAAAAAAAUUGGAGUAAUUAAAUAAUAGAAUAUGGAAUUAAUUGUAGGUCAGUCACUUCAAAAAAAUAUUUACGUAAAACUGAAAACUACUUUUAAAUUGAAAAGCGUAAAAGAUAUAUUUCAUGUUACGGAUGUCUGAAUUACCGACUGGAAUUUGACAGAAUAACAGCCAAGUUUUUGACAAUUAUUAAUCCUGAUUUGUGAAUAUUUAUUUAUAUCGCUUAUAUUUGAGAUAAUAAGUCUUAUAUACAAGAGUGUGAGUCACGACUGGGUUCAAGAAAGUUAGGUACACAUGUGAGAAUAAAAUGGCCACUGAACCACUGGUAGUCCAGGCCGUUUAUCCUUUCAAAGGAUCGAAUAACGAUGAGCUGUGCUUCAAGAAGGGUGACCUCAUCACAGUCACCCAGAAAGACGAUGGGUGGUGGGAAGGCACUCUCAAUGGAAAAACAGGCUGGUUCCCCAGCAAUUACGUCAAGGAAUCCAAAGGUUACAAACUGCUAAAUAAUGAAUUCUCCCAAAUUAUUGUUUUCAUUGUAGAUGCCCCAAAACCCGUAAUGGUGCAACAAAAUCAGUACAAAAGCGUUGUAUUGAAAGACCUGAUAGACUCGGAGAAGGCCCACGUCACCGAACUUGAAAGUUUAGUCACAAACUUUUUACAACCUCUGGAAAAAAGCGCUAUAUUGACCAAUGAUGAGUACAAACAGUUGACUGGGAAUAUCGCGGAGGUCCUAGAUACGCACCAACAAUUAUUAAAACUGAUGGAGGCAGAACAGGCCAAGCCGGGCCUGGAGCAGAGAGUAGGCCGCUUAUUUCUCACCUGGGCCCCCAGGAUUAAGGCUGUUAAUCAGGCCUAUUGCGCCCACCACCCCAAGGCGGCCUGUAUCUUGGAUCAGUACAAAGAAGAGUUGACGAAAUAUAUGGAAUCUCGAGGCGCUACUAGUCCUGGCGUCCUCGUUCUGACGGUCCUCCUCAGUAAGCCCUUCCGCCGUCUUGAUAAAUAUUCAGGCAUGCUUCAAGAACUCGAACGUCACGUCGAAGAGUGUCAUCCCGACCGCGGUGACACCCAGCGAUCCGUCGCCGUUUACAAGGACAUCGCUACUACAUGUGCCGCCACUCGCCGCCAGAAAGAGCUCGAACUUCAAGUCCUCACGGGACCGGUUCGGGGCUGGGAGGGCCCUAGUUUAGCAGCUUUGGGCGACAUAAUUUACAUGGGUUCGGUGGCAGUCGGACCCCAACACCACGACCGAUACUUUGUGAUGUUUCCGACGACUUUGCUGAUAUUAUCUGUGAGUCAUCGACUCAGUGCUUUUAUCUAUGAGGGUAAAUUACCAUUGUCUGGUUUGGUGGUGAAUCGAUUGGAGGAUAACGAACAGUAUAAAAACGCCUUUGAGAUCAGCGCUCCCAUGAUCGAGAAAAAAAUCGCCGUGUGUCAAAGUAAGAUUGAGGCGAAUCAUUGGGUGGAAUUGUUGAGAAAACAUAUGCCGAAGAAUGCCACAAGUAAUAAUCAGAAAGUCGCCCCCAGUCAGGCACAAUUUGUGCCCCAACCGCCCCCGCAUCUUAACCAACGCGGUUAUUCAACCAGAGUGUCGGUUUUGUGCUACCAAAAUUCGAUCGAAUACGAAACGACGUACCCCCCUGAGACAUACCCUCCAUGUGCCCCUUUCGCGUCUCUCACCAAAUACUUCUCAAAGUGUAUUAAAGAUAAAUUAAUCACUCGUAAACUCUUGAAACAAUUACUCUAUCCUGAGUAUUUGAAUCGAAUGAACUUGGCCAUGGUAAGGAUAAGACACCAUAAGUCCGAAUGCGUCAUAAUAGCAAAGUCGGCGCAGUGUCGGAUCAGUGUGAUAAAUUGUGAUAGUGACUCUGAUGAAGAGUCGGACAGUAACGAAACGCUAAUUAAAAGACAAAACGCGAUUAUCCAAUCGGAUUCUUCCGGAAGUAGUUCGAGUAAUCCGUUCGGUUAUAUUCGGUAUUACAACCCCCAGACGAAUGAAAUUGCAACAAAAUACGAAAGUUUCAUCGAUUACGGCGACGUGAAGAUGGCAGAAGAGCCGAAAAGUGUCAUUACAAGUGCAAAAUUCGAACUGAUCAAGCAAGCGUCGGAAAAUUCCGAAGCGAGUUCGGGAAUAGUACCGAAACCAUUUGGAGCUUGUGAGGAUCUAGUUAACUUGGAUGGGAGCAUAUCACGUGACACGCUUGAUGUACCGAAACGAUAUGUCCCGCUUGUACGUCAGAGUUGUCCGACGAAACUUGUCGGAAAUAAAUUCAGUUCGAGCAGUUUGACGACUAUCUACAUCCCGGGAUGGUCAAACAGUGAUACCAACAUAAAUAGGAGAAUUAACUACGACCUGGAGGAAAACGAUAGUAGUACUACUACUCACUCGAGCAGUCUCGAAUUGCCUCUAAACACCGUUCCUCUACCUGAUAAAAUCGUCGCCGAAUUGUUGUACAAUUUCGAUAGUGAAGAGAGUGACCCCCCAUCGACCCAAACCGUGAUCAAGCCCCCAACCAUGUUCGCGAAUGAAUUCCAAAAGCCUUUCAGUAUUACUCGCAGACGUUCCAGUAUUCAAAUCAACCCCCAGGAUCUCAAACAAGGCCCCGUGAGACGCUGUGUCAGUUCCAAAUAUUUGCGGAUGUCUCCAUCAUAUUGUCGGGGCUGUGUCGAGUGUCACAGCCCCCGGUCGUCCGAUUCUGGCAUGGCCGGAAGUUGCACUCUAAACUCGCCAAAUUCGGUCCAAGAGUCGAAUCGGGGGAUCACUCUGUCGGAAUUCGAGGCGCAAUGUCCCUGUACAUCGCCGUUCGGAUCAACGCCGAGAACGUCCGAACCAUCGGUUUCGGGGAAUAGUCUCCGGACGUCUGUGACGAGUCUGGAUAUGUGUCCGUGGCCCAAAAUGCAUUCCAAGGAGGAGGGGCCGAUAAAGUCUAGGUCAAUGGGGUGCGUGUUGGACGAAGGAGAGGAAGAGGGGGAGGAGGAAGUGCCGAUUUACAAGUCAGGCUUGUACGCCCACUGGUGGCUGAAAGCCAAAAUUCCGGCCAGUGUUCUUAGGGGGAUUUACGAGGAGACGCGUGCAGACGUCUCCGCUGGUAGCAGCCGGGAGCACUCCGUCCCCGCCCCGACCCGCGACUAACUCUCCGCCGCCGCCUCCGCCCCAUGGUCGCGGCUGGUCCGCCACGUCGCUUCGCCCCUCGCCGCCGCUCCGCCCCUGUCUCGCCUUCGGCCACGUCCCUUACAGUAGACCCGGCCCUCGUCUCAGUUACAAAGAGGACGGGU